UAAUAUUUUUAUCAACUUUAAUAUAUUUACAAAUAUUUUCUAGCACACACAAGAUGACAGUGGAAGGCUGUGGCAAGAUCAUUAAAUAUGCUAUGUUUAUAGCCAAUCUCAUUAUACUGAUAUGUGGUAUCGUUGUGUUUUCUGUGGGAGUAUGGAUCCUCGCAGACAAGUCCUACAUGGAACGGCUGAUGGGCAGCAACAUGUACGUCAGUUCAGCUGCGAUUCUGAUCGCCACUGGAGUUAUUGUGGUCAUCAUAUCUUUCCUCGGAUGUAUGGGGUCUUACAAGGAAGUUAAAUGCAUGCUCCUCACGUUUUUCAUCUUCAUGUUCAUCAUCUUUAUCAUUAUGUUGGUCGGCGGAAUCCUUGGCUACGUCUUCAGAGAUGAGGUAGAUGAAAAAAUGAAGAAGGAGAUGUUAGACUCUAUACCACUGUAUGGAAACGACACGGCCGUCACAGAAGCUUGGGACCAGGUGCAAAAAAAUAUGAAAUGUUGUGGAAUGAAGACCGGAGAUUCAACAAUGCCUUAUGCCAUUUGGAGCCUGAAUCGAGGUUUUCAAGCUGACAAAAAAGUUCCAAUGUCUUGUUGUAUGGGAAAUGAAAAGUGCCAGGCAUCACCUACUGACAGCAACUCAUACAAGAAUACAGUAAUAAUAUUGUUUUUAAAUAAAAAAGACAUUUUCAACCUAUAA
Limulus polyphemus (Atlantic horseshoe crab) is the source of this 689-nucleotide messenger RNA. Its product is annotated as tetraspanin-9-like. The transcript is spliced from 7 exons. The record is from RefSeq and is a predicted model, not a curated record. Bases 54 to 689 code for a protein of 211 amino acids. Lineage: Eukaryota; Metazoa; Arthropoda; Merostomata; Xiphosura; Limulidae. Gene Ontology annotation, cellular component: membrane.